Exophiala bonariae is the source of this 4278-nucleotide messenger RNA. RefSeq lists its product as uncharacterized. Gene Ontology annotation, molecular function: mitochondrial promoter sequence-specific DNA binding; DNA-directed RNA polymerase activity. The transcript has a single exon. Gene Ontology annotation, biological process: mitochondrial transcription. NCBI's taxonomy places the organism in Eukaryota, Fungi, Ascomycota, Eurotiomycetes, Chaetothyriales, Herpotrichiellaceae. Bases 1 to 4278 code for a protein of 1425 amino acids. The record is from RefSeq and is a predicted model, not a curated record. Gene Ontology annotation, cellular component: mitochondrial DNA-directed RNA polymerase complex.
AUGCUCACGCGAGCUGCCCGUCGUCGGCAUGCUUUGCAUUACAUUCAACGAGCAGUCGAUAGCAUCCAGCUACCAUGGCUAUGCCCGGCCCUUUCCCACUCAUAUACAACCCUACCCAAGCCUCCUUUAAAACCUGCCCGACCGGCAAUUCCACGUUCCAACAUUUCUCCUGCACAACGGACACAGCUACGACAUUUGGCCUCUCCCGCAUCCGCUUCCGAUCACUUUAGCGGUGCCGACGACUAUAUUCCGUUCGCCUUCGGCAAUGGUGACUAUCGUUCUAUAUCGCACCUUCCCACCGGUCAACUCAGUGAUCUCCAGUCGUUUGACAUCUCCAAUGUUGUCAUGUUAGACCAAAAUGCAUCUCUGGCCGACGAACUUGCAAAUUCAGAGCGUCCGGCAGGCUAUAAACAUAUGAACGCAGAGGAGAUGGAGGCGACACUGGACGCCUGUCUACACGUCCAACGAUGGAGUAGAGCAUUAAACCUCCUCGCUCAACUCAGCGUUUUAUACCGAAAUCAUCAGCAAAGGCUGUUAGAUGUCCACAACAGAGUUCUAGGGGCAAUGGCUGAAGACGUCAUACACAAUCAAAAUCAUGAAAAUGCCUUACGCAUCAAUAACUGGAUCGAAGUCGACAUGUUGAAAGCUCGUGUCGAGCCGGAUGCUCAUACUUUUGCCUGGAAGCUGAAAGUCGCUUUGCAUUCACUCACGGGAUCCCAAAGAAGUCGGACAGUCCGAAGAUACUGGGAGAUGACAAAGGAAUAUGAGUUGGAAAGCGAGGUCAUCAGCCUUCGAGACAUUCUCAGUGACCGUGAUCUGGGGAGCCUCUCCCACAUCUGCCCUAUUGAGACAACGGCGUUUGAAGAUGAGCAGAUGGUAACCAUCAUUCAAGGGGGACCUAUAAAAGAUUCCUCCACCAUUCAAAGAAGUGAAGCGCAAAUCAUCGAAACGGCACAGAAAGGUUUGGGUCUUUCUACAUUAAAGAAGACCAUGCGUCUCUUCUCCGACCCAACGAUAGUGACCCCAGAAUUCAAGCUUGGCGAAGACCCUACCGUGGCUCGACAGACACUACUCGAACGUGAAUCACUCGACAUUGCGCUUCAAAGAUGGAAAACCGAGUACAAGCAAAAAGCUGCGAUUGGCGCACUAGACCUUUCUCAUGGAGCUCGAGGUGGUUAUCUCUGGGUUUGGCAUGAGUUAUUAGCCAAAAAGAUCGCCAGAGAACUAGAUCUCGUAAAUGAGGCAGAGGCAGUCGUUGGAAAGAGAUCACAAAAGCAGAAGCUCAGAAUGGAGUACGGCCCGCUUCUAGGAUCUCUUUCACCUUCCAAAAUUGCCGCCACGUCCUUGAUUACAGUCAUGAACAUAUUCUGCAGGGCGGGAGUUGCUAGACCAGUCAGGCUAGCUUCGCUCGUCGCCGAGGUUGGGAAAGGCAUUGAAGACGAGUAUCAUGCGGAAGAUCAGGCUAAGAACACAGAGACUCUCGUAAAAUCACUGAAGGAUCAACCUCCACAGACCACGAACAAGUGGAGGGAAGAUGAGAGAAAAUCAGUUAUGCACAGGCGAACAAAGCACCAUAGCGCCAAACCCUACAGUUACAAACGAAACUGGACUUCCGUUCAACAUGCCAAGCUUGGAGCCAUCGUCUGCGAGCUGAUGUUCGAUGCUGCCAAGAUGGAAGUGGUUAGACAGAACACCUCGACAGGUGAGGAUAUCUGCAUGUGGCAACCAAUCUUCUCCCGCACGACGAUUUGGCAAGGUGGACGAAGAAUGGGCGUCGUAUCUAUGCUUGAGGAGUUCACCAAGAUCCUAAUGAACCAACCUGCCGAGCAUCUAUACACAAAGCUUCUCCCUAUGGUCUGCCCUCCAAAACCAUGGCAGGGCUGGGAUGAGGGAGGGUUCUUGACGACAAAAACUCCUUUCCUGCGUAUGAAGGCUCAUGAGCUUGCCCAAAGACAUUACGCAGAAGCUGCUGCUGAUAGAGGCGACCUUGACCAGUUAUUUGCCGCCAUCGAUGUUCUCAGCCAAACUGGUUGGCGAAUAAAUAAGAAGGUGUUCGACGUCAUGGUUGACGCCUGGAACAGUGGGAAAGGGGUCGCAAAUUUACCUCCACUUGACAAAGUUUUUGCCACCGUUGAAACUCCAGGACCAAAUGCCACCCCUAAAGAGAGGUGGCAAUGGUUCAACCUGAUGAAGAGAGUUGAGAAUGAGAGGAGUGGUCUGCACUCGGAACGAUGCUUCCAGAAUUUACAGAUGGAAAUUGCGAAGUCUUAUCUGCAUGAGACAUUCUACCUACCCCAUAACAUCGACUUCCGUGGGCGCGCUUACCCCAUCCCACCUUAUCUGAACCAGAUGGGUGCGGACAAUUGUCGCGGACUUUUAUUGUUCGAUGAAGGUCGGGAGCUUGGUUCUGACGGCUUAAGGUGGCUCAAGAUUCAUCUUUCAAAUGUUUUUGGGUACGACAAGGCUAGUUUGGCCGAUCGUGCUCAAUUCCCAAUGGAUAAUUUGGACAAGAUACUUGACUCAGUCAAAAAUCCAUUGGGUGGAGACAGAUGGUGGCUCAAAGCAGAAGACCCUUGGCAAUGUCUUGCGGCUUGUUUCGAGCUUACGAAUGCCCUUGAACUUCCCGAUCCCACCAAGUUUAUAUCUCGACUACCCGUUCAUCAAGACGGCUCUUGCAAUGGAUUGCAACACUAUGCUGCUCUUGGAGGAGAUGUUGCUGGAGCCAAACAGGUCAACCUUGAACCUGGUGACGUUCCAUCAGACGUUUAUACAGGUGUUUGUGAGCUGGUCAAAGCAGCGGUCCAAGAAGAUGCAGCUCGGGGCAAUCCCAUAGCAAAGCUUCUGGACGGCCGAGUGACAAGGAAGGUUGUCAAGCAGACAGUCAUGACCAACGUAUAUGGUGUCACGUUCCUCGGUGCAAUCAGACAAGUCAAGAAGCAAAUUGACGAUCUGAUGCCUGACCUCCUCAAAGAUCAGAUAUCUGGCAGAGCCGCAUCUUACAUUGCAAAGAACAUAUUUCGUGGUCUCGGUACUCUGUUCACAGGCGCCCAUGAAAUUCAAUACUGGUUAGGCGAUUGCGCAAACCGCAUUAGCGCUUCAAUUUCUGUCGCCCAGAUGGAAAAGAUGUACGAUCAGGAAUAUGGGCCUGGAGCAAGAGAUCAGGACUCGGUACUCAAGGGCAGAACCAUGACCAAAGGGCAGACUGUCUAUGAGUCUGGAGUGUUUCGCACAAGUGUGAUCUGGACAACUCCACUGAAACUACCAGUGGUACAACCAUACCGCACCGUCAAGACGAAAUCUAUUCAGACGAGUUUACAGAACAUUUCACUCUCACAACCUAGUGCUGCAGAUGCGGUCAAUAAACGCAAACAAUUGCAAGCAUUUCCACCCAACUUCGUCCAUUCACUGGAUGCUUGCCAUAUGGCAUUAUCCGCACUGAAAGCUCGUGAGCAUGGCCUGAGCUUUUCAGCCGUCCACGACAGCUUCUGGACCCAUGCCAGUGACGUUAAUACCCUGAACACACUGUUGCGUGACGCAUUCAUACAAAUGCACAGUGAAGAUAUUAUUGGCCGACUGUCAGCUGAGUUCCAGAAACGAUACGAGGGACACUACUACCUUGCUCAGAUUAGCAACACAAGUAAGCUAGGAUGCGCCAUCUCUGACUAUCGGAAGAACCUCGUCAAGGACAAGAUGAGUCCCAGUGGACAUAGUGCCAAAGCCUUUCAUGCACGCCGCCAUGCUGAAUUACUCCGAGAAAUUCGGAAGAAUAAGCUAAUGGCGAGUGAAGAUCCCGAUGAGCGGGAGGAAGGUAAGAAAAUGGUGACUGCAGCCACCAUUUUCGAACAGUUCGAUGGUGAGAAGUAUUUGUCCGGCCGAACCUCCUUAGGUGAAACAGCGAUUGGAGUGAUUCCCGACAAUGUGGACGAAUCAGUUCUUGAGCAAGCCAUUCACUCAACAGAUGUGGUCGGCGAUGUGAGUCUCGAUCGUGCGCUUGGUCCACUAAAGGAUUCGAUUGCCGAGAUAGACAACGAUGACAGCUCAGAACCAACUCUCGCUUCGCCUUUAUCGACUUCCUCAUUUGAUGAUGGUUACAUAUGCGUGAAAGACGCAUUCGGAAACACGAUUCGAAGUAGGACGAAGCCGAGAGAUAAGAAUUGCAAAAAUCGGACUGCCAGUAAUCAAACAUGGUUAUGGCUUCCAUUGAAAUUCAAGCCCAUCCCCAAAAAAGGUGACUUCGAUGUUCGACGGCUGAAAGAUAGCACCUACUUUUUCUCAUGA